This is a messenger RNA of Oncorhynchus masou masou (cherry salmon), 6387 nucleotides long. It is a transcript of the gene arid4a, whose product is annotated as AT-rich interactive domain 4A. Gene Ontology annotation, biological process: regulation of transcription by RNA polymerase II. Lineage: Eukaryota; Metazoa; Chordata; Actinopteri; Salmoniformes; Salmonidae. The transcript is spliced from 24 exons. Gene Ontology annotation, cellular component: nucleus. Gene Ontology annotation, molecular function: transcription cis-regulatory region binding. Bases 101 to 4264 code for a protein of 1387 amino acids. The record is from RefSeq and is a predicted model, not a curated record.
UUAUUAUUCGUGUAUUGCUUUGCAACUCUAGCAAGUGGUGAGCAGUCGGGUCGUUGCACAAUCAAAACCAAUCGAGCUGGACUCCCUCAAAUAGGCUACGAUGAAGGCAGCAAAUGAGCCUGCCUAUCUGACCGUGGGGACGGAGGUCAGUGCCAAAUACAGAGGUGCCUUCUGUGAGGCAAAAAUCAAGACUGUUAAACGGAUGGUGAAGGUUAAGGUGAUGGUCAAAGGAGACACCACCUCGCAAGUUGUUCAAGAUGAUCAAGUGAAAGGACCAUUAAGGGUGGGCUCCACAGUGGAGGUGAAGAGUGCAGAGGGGAUCUGCAGUGAGGCAACCAUCAACAAACUCACAGACGCCAGUUGGUACACAGUGGUGUUUGACGAUGGGGAUGAGAAGACACUCCGCAGGACGUCACUGUGUCUGAAGGGAGAAAGACAUUUUGCUGAGAGCGAGACAUUGGACCAACUGCCCCUAACCAACCCAGAGCACUUUGGCACCCCCGUCAUUGGGAAGAAGGGAAACCGCGGAGGGAGGAGGUCAUCUCAGGCUCAUGCGGACGAUGACAAGGAGUCGUCUUCCAGUGAAGAUGACAAUGAGGACAGGAGGAGGCUAAACGAUGACCUGAUGGGUAAAGUGGCCAGUGUUCAGACUGGGACAGAGCGGACGUCCUGGUACCUGGCCCUGGUGAUAUCACCCAGCUGCAAUGAUGACUUGACAGUCAAGAAGGACCAAUGUUUAGUCAGAUCAUUUGCAGACUCCAAAUUUCACACUGUGGCAAGAAAGGAGAUCCAUGAAGUGAACAUGGACAGUAUCUCUAAAGCGGAGUUCUCACCGAGGAAAGGGUUGGAUGGGGCAGUGCAUUUCCUCAAGACCAAGGUAGUUCCUGACAGUUGGAAGAUGGACAUGAGUGAGAUUUUAGAAUCUUCCGGCAGUGACGAGGAGGACACAGAAGGAAAGGAGAGUGACGACGAUGAGGAGGAUGAGGAGGAGGAGGAGGAGAAGGAGGAGGAGGAGGAGGAGGAGAAGGAAGAUGCCAAUGAUGAGCCUGAGGAUGAGGCGGACCCAGAGGAGAGGGAUCACUUCCUGCAGCAGCUGUAUAAGUUCAUGGAGGAUCGAGGGACGCCAAUUAACAAGCCUCCUGUGCUCGGCUACAAGGAUCUGAACCUCUUCAAGCUCUUUAGGCUAGUCUACCACCAGGGGGGCUGUGACAAAAUUGAAAGUGGAUCUGUGUGGAAACAAAUCUACAUAGACCUUGGCAUUCCCGUCCUAAACUCUGCCGCCUCCUACAAUGUGAAGACUGCCUAUAGAAAGUACCUGUAUGGCUUCGAGGAGUACUGUCGCUCAGCCUGCAUCGUCUUCAGGACCAUCCACCACAGCGAGGGUCCGCCAGCUUCCCAGUCCCAGACAGAAGAGAAGGCCGCCCAAAUCCCUGAGGUGAAGGAGUGCCAGGGCCCAACACCAUCUGUCAAAAUUGAGUCUGCUGUGGCCAUGGAGGACAAGCCUGCCCAGGAGGAGGCGGAGUCGGGGAGCGAGAGCGACAAAGAUGUCUCUUCUCCCAGGGGGAGGAGACGGUGCACUGUGACCCCGGUCAAAGCUGAGGUGAAGGAGCCCUCAAAGCUGGAGAAGAUCAAAGAGAAGGAGGAGCAGAGUGGUGUGGGGGAGACCAGCGGAGAGGAGACUGGAGGUCCGAGAGACGGCAGCAGGUCAGAUGGAGGGGACACCCCGGGGAACAGACGCAGCCGACGCCUGGAGGAGUCCGAUAAAGAGUCUGAGGACGAGGAGUUGGAGGAUGAGGAAGACAGCGAGAGGAGAGUCGGAGAAAGGCUCUCAGGGACAGCCUUUAACCGUGUGUGUGUGGGGGACAGAGGUGAGGACGAAGACUCUGAAGACUCCGUAACAGGGACUAAGGUGAAGGUAAAGUACGGUCGAGGGAAGACCCAAAAGAUCUACGAGGCCAACAUCAAGAAGGCAGAGAACGAUGAUGGAGGAGAUGUCCUCUACCUAGUUCACUACUAUGGCUGGAACGUCAGGUAUGAUGAGUGGGUCAAAGCAGACCGGAUAAUCUGGCCUGUCGACAAGGGCGGAACAAAAAAGAAACAGAAAAAGAAAGUGAAGAAUAAAGAGGAAGGCGAGAAGGAGGAUGACAAGCAGGGGAAGCUGUGUGGCUUGAAGCGAGGUCGCCCUCUUCUUAGAACCACUUCCGCCAGCGCCAACCGCAGCGUCUCCAAGACCCCCAGCAGUGAGGGGCGCUCCAGCAGCAAGAGCAAAUCUGAUGUAUCAGCCCUGCCCAACGGAGAGGGUACCCCUCGCCGACGCACAAGAACAACCUCUGGGAUGUAUGACUCGGACAGGGAUUCUACCUCCAAUGAAGAAUCGGGGAACUCGUCAGAGGACAGUGAGUCAGAGGAUUCUCCUGAGAAGAAGCCUGCGUGGGCGGAGAGGACGGACCCCGCCACGGCCCGUAAGCAGGAGGAGGAGGAGGACCGGAGGGUGGAGAGAGGAAGAGCAGAGGCAGCAGCCGCCGCUGCAGCCCAGGUCGCAGCCCAGGACCAGCCCCCCAGCAGCCCUCAGGAGAAGGAGCAGCAGGAGGACACGCUCCCUGAGAGGAGGGAGCCGGAGAAGGCUGAGGAGCAGCCCCAGGUGCCCCCCAUGACCCCUGAACCCGACAGAACUAAGGAGGAGGACCCCCCUACCCCGAAAUCCCCCAGGUCUAAAGCAGCACGUAGAAGUAACGUUCGCGAGCCAGAGAGGAACCCCAACAACGACACUGGCUCUGAAACGCCCACCAAAACCACCAUCACCACUCCCAACAACACUGAGACCGAGUUGUCUCCCUGCCCACGCACCCUGAACAGGCAGGAUGAGCCCAUGGUGGUCCUACAUUGUCUCCCAGCUGAGCACAUUCCCAGCAUCCCCGACCUUCCCACCAUGGACUCUGACACAGACUCAGCCACGGAGGAGGAGAUCUGCAGGGAGGAGCGAGGUGUGGCCAAGCGUAAAGCCACUGAGCAGAGGACGCCGGACAAGAAGGUGCGUCUAGACAGGAGGGAAGAGACGGCCAGGAGGCCCGCUGACUCGCCAGCCAGGAGGCCCGCUGACUCGCCAGCCAGGAGGCCCGCUGACUCGCCAGAGUGGAGGCUGGAGGCGGGGGGACAGAGAGGCGAGGAGCGCCUGACGCCAGCAAAGGGUAAAACAGAGAUGCCUGCCCUCACUCCGGAAGUGCAGUGUCAAGGUCUAGGAGAGGGAGGUGUAGCAGGAGGUCGACCCAGGUCGGAGCAGCUAGCCUCAGGGGUCGAGGAGGAGGUGAUGCCCCAGAUCGGCCCUGAGGCGCUGGUCUGUCACGAGGUGGAUCUGGACGACCUGGAUGAGAAGGACAAGACCUUAGCAGAAGACCUCCUAAUGAUGAUGAGUCAAGGGAAGGUCCAUGCUCCCCCUCCGUCCAAUGCCUCCUCCCACCAGACCCACAACAACCCUCCUCUGUCCUCGGGGGGCGCUGCUCCUCCACUGGUCUUCUCCCCCACCUCUGCCCCCAGCCCUGAUGAGUCUCACAGCACCAAGAGUGAGAGCGACGUCCCCAUCGAGGUGGACAGUGUAGCCGGGGAGUCUCAGGAGGGGCUUGGUGAUAACGAGUCAGCCAACUCAAACUGUUUUGAAGCUAGCACCAGCUCCAGCAACUCCAGCAUGUCACUACAGGAGAGGGACACCAAGGACAGAGGUCAGAAAAGGUUGAUGGACUGCCAUAUGAGUUCUUCUGCAAAGAAGCAGAAGCGAAACCAGAAACGGCCAAGCACAACAUCCAAAAUUGAUAAGAACGGAGCAGGGCACAGCAGUGACAGUGAGGACCUGGCUGUCAUGGACACCUCUAGUAAGCUGGCUCCGGUGAAACACUCCAUGUCUAAAGGAACCCAGAAGCUGGUCUCUCCCAACAGUAAGGAGCUAGAGAAAUAUAAGCACAAAGACAAGCAGUCCUCCUUCCCCUCUCCUCGCACGUACAAGUGGACCUUCCAGCUCAAUGAACUGGACAGCAUGACAAGUGCUGAGAGGAUAUCCUUCUUACAAGACAAACUACAGGAUAUAAGGAAGUAUUACAUGUCACUCAAGUCUGAAGUAGCCUCCAUAGACAGGAGGCGGAAGAGGUUAAAGAAGAAGGAAAGAGAAGUGUCCCACACCACAGCGUCAACGUCGUCCGGCUCGUCAGACACUGGGAUGAGCCCCUCCUCUGCCUCUCCCACUCAGAACACUGUGGCUGUCGAGUGUAGGUGAUGACACGCCUCCUCCCCCAUGGCGACCACCUUGCCCAUCUCUGCCUGCCAGCCCAACAUCCUGCUGCCUCCCUGGAGACACUGGGUACAUCUGAAAUGGCACCCUAUUCCCUAUAUAGGGAAUAUCUUUUGGCCAGAAGCCCAUGUCAAAUGACCAGAGACCCUGGUCAAAAGUAGUCUACUAUAUAUAUAUGGUAUAGGGAUGGCAUUUGGGACGCAGUCACGUACUGACACAUAGGAGCAAGCGGCCUAAAGCACUCGACUGCCCCCGUCAGUCUCCUUUCACCCCUUUAUCCUUUCUACCGUAUCCCGUCCACCACUCUCACGUCCUGCCUCGUAGUCAUUAUGUCCACCUAUCGCAGUCGUCAGGAAAUGGAUUCCAUGUGAGUUGAAUGUAAAGGAAACUACAAACCCAAGAUACUCCUAGCCAAACCCCGUCAAACUCUCCAUCCUUGAACAGACCAUGGCACUUUUCUCCUCCCGCUCUGUCAGAACCACAGAAACAUAUAACCUCCUCUGGUUCCCCAAAACGGGACCAAUCUGGAUGCAGUAAUGAAUCAAUGAUGUCCCAGACAGAACCAGACAAAUGCAAUGUAUGUAAUCUACAAUGUAAAGGGUUCCUACCUAUGUUAAUAAUGGUCACUUAACCAGCUGGACAUGGUUUGCAAGAAGGUAAAUUAUGUUCGCUUGCACCAUCAGAACUGCCAAAGUACUAGUGUUACAGCAGAGUGCCCUAUUUUGGAAAAAUGUGAAAUUCAAUUGUGAAAGGGAAUGUAGUUUACUGAAAACUGCAGCUGUUGUCUUCCACUAUUGGAGUGUCAGCACAGAUUAAUUAUGCAAACAAUUUUUUAGUUCUUUUUAAGAAAAGGAAUUCAAAAAAUAAAAGGUUUACAGUGGAACAAGAGAAUGAUUUCAGUGGACUAAUUUCCUUUGCGAGUGUAUUUUGCCGUUUUUAUAUGUAAUUGCAGAGUUUUUAUUUUAGUAUGGAAAAUUUCAAAACUAUAUAUCACAGCAGUGAAGUUAUUUAAUGAAAGAUUUCUCGAACUGAAAUUGUGUAAAAUAGUUAUGGUUUGCUUUGUUAAAUAUAUUUAUUCUGUUGGUGGAGACUUUUGUAUUUUUUACAAUAUAGAGACAUGAAUCUUCCACAGUUUGGACAAUGGGAAAGUAUAUUGAAAUAAUGUAAUGUGCUCAUCUAAAAGCAAACUUUGUUUCAAUUGGGGAGCUACUAUGCAGUAGAUACACUGUGUACAAAACAUUAGGAACACCUUCCUAAUGUUGAGUUGCACCCCCCUUUGCCCGGGAAACUUGAGCGUGAAAAACCCAGCAGCAUUGCAGUUCUUGACACACACAACCAUACCCCGUUCAAAGGCACUUAACUCUUUUUGUCUUGCCCAUUCACCCUCAAUGGCACACAUACACAAUCCAUGUCUAUAUUUUAAGGCUUAAAAAUCCUUAUUUAAAAACCUCUCAAUUGAAGUGAUAUCAAUAAGGGAUCAUAGCGUUCAUCUGGUCAGUCUAUCAUGGAAAGAGCAGGUGUUCCUAAUGUUUUGUACACUGGGUUUGUUUUACCCCCAUUUCCAAUAGAGCCCACUACUUUCCCUAUUGUUUUUUUGGGAACACCAUCAUUUGAUGGCCUUCACUUUUUCACUUUGUUUCUUGGUACUUGUAUUUUAUUUAAAACAUCUUAUUUUCAACAUGAGUUCUGACCAAUUAAAAGUUGCAUAAGAAGCAUGUAUGUUAAGCCCAGGGGUUUCCUAUGAUUUGUUUCUUUUGUACAUAUUGUCCAAAACCAUGUAUUUGAAAAAUACAUUUUACAAACUGUAAAGGAUGAUUUAUUAUUAACCUCCUCUUUGUACAAGUAUAUUAAAACCUUUAUUUUUCUGUCAAGUUGGUAGAAACGUUAGCACACAGUGUAUAUAUUGAACCCCGUAGAAGAGAAUGGAAGCAUUCAUAACAUUUUAAAAUGUUUGUUUGACUUGAUUUCAUUGUGAAAAAAUGUACUUCUUAAAAUCGAAGUUGAUCUAGGGAUUCCUAGAUGAAGGUAUUACGAUUCCCUGAGCAAAGCCAUUGUAUCUUUGUAAAAUAAGCAGAGCUCUCCAUUUCUAAUAAAAGUUUUUAAAUAUU